Molecule: messenger RNA, 7911 nt
Organism: Caenorhabditis angaria
Lineage: Eukaryota; Metazoa; Nematoda; Chromadorea; Rhabditida; Rhabditidae
Source: the annotation of a GenBank genome assembly
AUGAUCUCUCGCCGAUUUUUCUCCACUUCUAUUUCUCAACUUCACAAAAAGACUAUCUAUUUUUCUGGAAUUCAACCGACUGGAAUUCCACAUCUUGGCAAUUAUUUUGGGGUUAUUGAUCCGUGGAUUGAGUUGCAGAAACUCAAGGAAGAAUCUACUGGAAUGAUUUUGUCGAUUGUUGAUCAACACGCUAUUUCACUGGGACCUCUAAAACCGGAAAAUGUGAGUGUUUUGGGUAGGGCUGCACGCGGGGCACCCCGCGAUGAAACACCGUGCAAAAAAUCAUUCGCCCCCUCGCCCCUUCGCCCCUCGCCCCUUUGCCCCUCGCCCCGUUGCCCCCUCGCCCCGUCGCCCCUUCGCCCCGUCGCCCCCUCGCCCCCGCUUGUAACUGUGUGUGGUGAAGAAAUAAAAGAAGAUAGAAGCGCGCACACAGUUACAAGCGGGGGCGAGGGGGCGACGGGGCGAAGGGGCGACGGGGCGAGGGGGCAACAGGGCGAGGGGGCGACGGGGCGAAGGGGCGAAGGGGCGAGGGGGCAAAAGCGUGGCGGGGCGAGGGGGCCGCCCCCACGCCCCAUCGUGCAGCCCUAGUUUUGGGCUUAUUUGGGAUCAAGAUUGGAUUUAGGCUUAUCAAAUAUGAUAGAGAAAAAUCUUGGAGAAAUUGAAUUUUCCUGAAUCAAAAUUCAUUUUCACGAAAUACAUUAUACGUUCUCUUAAAACUUUAUUAUACUAUUAUGAAUUGUCAACAUCUCAAUAAAUCUAGAAAAACUCAUAUGAAAAUUUAGAAACAGUGGAUUUUUUGCUUGAAAAAUGCUCACUGUUUCAAAAAUUGUAGAAUUUUGAGGAGGGUUUUUGAUUUUUGAUGAAGCAGCUAUUAUUAAGGGAAUUAUCUCAUGCAUUUUUUUUGAGUUCCCGAAUCUGAAAAAUUCUUGGAAAUAUUGAUUUUUUCCUGAUUUGAAUCUUUUGAUGCUUCGUAGAAAUUCAAAAACGUCAUAACAAUUGGUCAUCGUUUUGAUAGAAUCUAGAAAAAAUUGUAAAAAAAAUUCUGAAACAGUGGAUUUUUUUCUCGAAAAAAAUAGUUUUUUGUUUGAAAAAAUCUCACUGUUUCAAAAUUAAUCGAAUUUUGAAAAUGAUUUUUGAUAUUCGAUUCUGUGUUUGUAGCACAUAAAUUUUCAUACACAUUUUUUGAGUUCUUUAAAUUUGAAAUGUUUUUGAAGAAAUUGAUUUUACCUUAUGCAAGUUCGGAAAAAAUACCAUAAAUUCAAAACCUUCACAAAGCUUUAUGAUUGUUUGAAUAUAAUCUAUCAAAAAUAUAUAAAAAUUCAGAAACAGUAGAUUUUUUCGAAAAAAAAAGUUUUUUGCUUGAAAAAUUCUCACUGUUUCAAAAAUUUUAGAAUUUUGAAGAGGGUUUUUUGAUUUUGGUAAACAACAAAAAUUGAAUUUUCUAUUCAUUCAUUGAAUUUUUCUUGAAAUUUUGAAGUUGGCUUGAUUUUUCAUGUAUUUUAUAUGUAUAUCAUUAGAAUAAAUCUAGAGAAAAAUCAAAUUAAAAUUUAGAAACAGUGGAUUUUUUCGAAGAAAAAAGAGUAGUUUUUGCUUGAAAAAAUUCCACUGUUUCAAAAAUUGUAGAAUUUUCGAGAUGGUUUUUGAUUUUUGAUUAAUGAAUUUUUGAAGUUCCAGAAUCUUUUUUCAAAAAAAAAAAUGUUUUUUGGUCAGAAAAAUUUACUUUUUUUUUAACUCUCCAUGGAACUCUUAUGCUCAUUUGAAAUUUGGAGCCCUUUGGGGGCCUAAAAAAUUUGGUUUUUCUCAUAUUUUUUCUAAAAAAUCUCAAUUCGCCCCCCAAAAUCCUCCAAUUUUCCAGCUUCGCUCAAACACCCGUCAAAUGGCGUGCAGUCUCAUCGCAUGCGGUGUCGACCCCCAAAAAACCCUCCUCUUUCGCCAAUCCGAUGUUCCCGAAAUCGCCCAACUCUCAUGGAUUCUUGGAUCACUUCAAACUACUUCAAAACUUGCCAGAUUGCCACAAUAUAAGGAGAAAUCGGAGAAGUUUGUUGGGGAUUUCAGCCAAAAUUCCAAAAAUUUAUGUUUUCAGGUUCAAAAAGGGUGAUAUUCCGGUUGGACUUUUGACAUAUCCAUUGUUACAAGCUGCUGAUGUUUUGAUGUUUAGAGUGAGUUUUUUUGGGGAGCGGAAAGGUUCCGCGAACGCGGAAGAUUGAGAUUUGUACCUACACCGCAAGCUUCCGCGUUCCUUUCGCGCGGAAGCUUGCGGAAAUAAAAAAAGAAAAGGAAAAUUCACUGUUUCAAAAAAUUUAAAAAAAUUAAGCUGAAAAUUCAAAUUAUUGCUAGAAAACUGUUUGAAUUUUCAGAGAUAAUUAAAGUUUUGGAAUUUUUUUUAAAGCUCAAAAUUUUUUCCUUCGAGAAUUUUGAUUCAACAAAAAUUCACUGUUUCAAAAAAUUGAUUUUUUGAAAUUUCUAGUUUUCAGGAUUAAUACGUUUUUUAUUUCUUUUACAAACGGAAAAUCCACGUGGCAAAAAAUCAGGAGAGAAUAAAGGGACCAUCAAAAUCAUGAGAAAGCUUCUGAAUAUUUUCUGCCACGUGGAUUUUUUUCGGAGACAAAAUUUUGAGUUUGAAAAAAAAAUGAUAAAAUUCACUGUUUCAAAAAAUUUUGUUAUUUUUGAGGUUUUGGAAAAUUUUUGAUUAAAAACAAAUAAUUCAAAGAAUUCUGAAAAUUAACUGAAAAAUCAACCAAGAUUCAUGCAAAAAUGAUUUUUUAUAUCAAGGCUGCUCCAAAUUUCGAUUUCCAGGCCAUUUUCGGGUUUUCUAGGCCAUCUUUUGGGUUCCCAGGCCAUUUUACAGAUUUCUAAGUCAUUUUUUGGUUUCUAGGUCAUUUUAGAGAUUUCUAGGCCAAUUUUUGGGUUUCCAGGCCAUUUUUCAGAAUUUUAAACCGUUUUUGGAUUCCUGGGCCAUUUUUUGGUUUUCUAGGCCAUUUAAGAGAAUUUUCGGUCAUUUCCACAUCAUAACCCAAUUCUCGGAAAAAUUUACUGUUUCAAAAAUGUAUCAAGUUUUUUUGGGAAAUUUUUUUUCUCAAUAUUGCCUCUGUUAAAGUCCAAAAAUUCACCAGAAAAUUUGAAAAUCUAAAAAAAAGUCCCCUAUUUUUUCCAGGCCACCCAUGUUCCAGUCGGCGAAGAUCAAAGUCAACACAUGAAUCUGAUGGGCGGUCUCGCUUAUGCCUUCUCAAAAACCUACAACACUGAUUUUUUGCCGAUUCCCAAGCAGGUUACCCGAAAAACGAACGCGCGCAUCAAAUCGUUGCGAGACCCGACGAAAAAAAUGAGCAAAUCUUCGGGAGGCAACAAAUCGAGAAUUGAGGUUGGUUGAUUUUUUCACUGUUUCAAAAAUUUUUUUAUUCAAAAUGGGAAACGUGGAAAAUCAAUUUUUUCUAGAAAUUCUAGUAAUUUUCUCUGGUUUUCUAGAGAAAAUUCACUGUUUCAAAAUUUUUAAUAAUUUUUUUUUCUCCCGAAAAUUUCGAUAAUCUUUUUUUAUAUGAGAUUUCUGAAAGUACAUUGCCACGUGGCAAAUCCUAUGUCAAUCCGGAAAAAGUUUUGAAAAAAAUUAAAAUGUUCACUGUUUCAAAAAAGUUUAAUAUAUUUUUUGUUCCUAAAAUUCCGGUUAAAUUUCUUCAUCUGUUUGUUAAAAAUUAAAAUUUUCAUAAUUUUUCACUGUUUCAAGAUUUAUUCAUCUUUUUUUUGGAAAUAAAUUUUCUCAUUAGGAAAUUCUGAAUGUUUGUUCUAAAAAUUUGAUUUUGACAAAUCCCCGGUUUUGAAAAAAAACGCCGAAACUCUAGAAAUUCAUAGAUUUUUCGUCUAGUUCUCUUGGAAAAAAUCCACUGUUUCGAAAAAUUUUGAUAUCAUUUUGAUGUCCUAUAAAUUCGAUAAUUUUCGCAAUUGUUUUAGUAUUCAAAUAAAUUUUGAAGAAAAUUUUAAUUUUGAAAAGGCUACAUGGCAAAUGUAUAUUUUUCUGAACUUAAAUUGAACUUUACACUGCAAGUUUUGAAGAAUUUGAAAAUGUUCAUAAUUUUUCACUGUUUCAAAAAUGUUUCUAUUUUUUUUUUGGUUUGAGGAAAAAUUGGUCAGACGAUUUUCAAUUUCUAUAUUCUUUGGGUCGAUUAAAUGUUCAGUGUGGAAAUAAAUUCUCUCAAUUUUUCUCACUGUUUCAAAAAUUUUAAAUAUAUAUUUAUGUUCCAAAUUUUUCGAUUAGACCGCUUUUGGAACUUUCAAAUUAUUCCCAAUUAUUCGAAAAAUCUCACCGUUUCAAGAGCUCCGUCUAUUUUUCUUGAACAAAAGUUCACUGUUUCAAAAAGUUAUGAUUUUUUGUCCCAAAAUUUGGAUUAUAAUUAUUGGUAAGAAUUUGAAAUUCUCAAAAUUAAUUGUUUCUUCCAAAAAAUCUCACUGUUUCAAUGAAUUUUAAUAUAAUUUCGUGUUCUGAAAAAUUUCGAUAAGUAAGUGUUUGGACUUUCAAAUUAUUCCCAAUUUUUAUAAACAAAAAUUUUACUGUUUCAAAAUUGUUUAAUAGAUAUUUUCGUUCUUGCAAAUUUCAAUAAAUUUUUCGCAAGUGGAAUCAAAAAUCAAGAUUAUAUUAAUUUUAUUUAUUAAAAAGGCAGAUGAAAGAACAUUUCUAUAUUGCCACGUGGCAGAUCCCUUUUUAAAUGCCGAAAAAAGUAAAUUUUUCAGUGUAAACUUUUGAAUUUUUUUUUGAAAAACCGAAAUUCUAGAAAAUGUCUGAAAAAUUCACUGUUUCGAGAAAUUUUGAUAUCAUUUUGAUGUUCAAAAAAAUUCGAUAAAUUUGGAAUCAGUAUUGUAAUAAAUUUCGAAGAGAAAAAACCUAGGGUUAAGUUUUUUCCUGAAAAAAUUGAAAAUUAAAAUUCUUAUUUCACUGAAAAAAAAUUAUAUCACUGAAAAAAUGAAUUUUUCACCGAAAAAAAAAACCGAGAAACCCCAAAUUUUCCUCACAAUAUUUUUUCACUGUUUCAAAAAAAUCUGCAAUUUUUGUUUUAUUUAAAAUGGGAAACGUGGAAAAUCAAUUUUUGAAAAAUUAAAAAAAUCUGAAAUUCUAGAAAUUUUUCGUCUGGUUUUCUAGAGAAAAUUCACUGUUUCAAGAAUUUUUAAUAUCAAUUUUAUGUCUUAUAAAUUCGAUGAUUUUCGUAAUGGUUCUAGUAUUCAAAUAAAUUUUGAAGAAAAAUGAAUUUUGACAAGGCUACAUGGCAAAUGUAUAUUUUUCUAAACUAAAAUUGAACUUUUCACUGCAAGUUUUGAAGAAUUUGAAAAUGUUCAUAAUUUUUCACUGUUUCAAAAAUGUUUCUAUAUUAUUUUUGGUUUGAGGAAAAAUUGGUCAGACGAUUUUCAAUUUCUAUAUUCUUUGGGUCGAUUAAAUGUUCAGUGUGGAAAUAAAUUCUCUCAAUUUUUCUCACUGUUUCAAAAAUUUUAAAUAUAUAUUUUUGUUCCAAAUUUUUCGAUUGUGUCUCUAUUGGAACUCGUGUCAAAUUAUUCCCAAUUAUUCAAAAAUUCUCACUGUUUCAAGAACUCGGACGGUUUUGUAAAUGUUUUUCGAUAAUCAAAUUUUCACUGAGAAAGCCGAAUUUUAAUUUUUUGACCUGAAAAUAUCUAUAAUUUUUCGAAUAGAGAAAAAUUCAUUAGAUUUGAAUUUCUAGCUGAAAAAUUCCAAUUUUCGUCUAUUUUUCUUGAACAAAAGUUCACUGUUUCAAAAAGUUAUGAUUUUUUGUUCCAAAGUUUGGAUUAUAUCGAUUCUCAAACUCUCAAAAAUUAAUUAUUUCUUCAAAAAAAUCUCACUGUUUCAAUGAAUUUUAAUAUAAUUUCGUGUUCUGAAAAAUUUCGAUUUAAACUUGUUCAGAAUUUCAAUUUAUUCCCAAUUUUUAUGAAAAAAUAUCACUGUUUCGAGAAAUUUUCUAUAUUUUUUGGGCCAAACAAAUUUUCAGUAUUACGAAUUCUGGGAUUAUAAUCUAAAAUAAAGUUUAACAAUGUUCACUGUUUCACAAAAGUUCAAUACAUUUUUGUGUUUCUAAAAUUCCGGUUAAAUUUCUUCAUCUGUUUGUUAAAAAUUAAAAUUUUCAUAAUUUUUCACUGUUUUAAAAUUUAUUCAUCUUUUUUUUUGGAAAUAAAUUUUCUCAUUAGAAAAUUCUGAAUGUGUUUCAAAAUGUUUCAAUAUGUUUUUCGGUUUCAGAAAAAAUAGGUUUACCGAUUGUGGGAUUUUCUGAUGACAAAUCCCAAUUUCCGUCUUUUUUUCUCGAACAAAAAUUCACUGUUUCAAAAAGUUAUUUUUGUUCCAAAGUUUGGAUUAUAAUUGGUAAGAAUUUAAAACUCUCAAAAAUUAAUUGUUUCUUCGAAAAAAUCUCACUGUUUCAAAUAUCUUUAAUAUAAUUUUUGAGUUCCGAAAAUUUCGAUAUUAAUACCAAAAAAAUCGAUAUCAAUACUAUAAAAGAAAUUCGGAAAAUUGUCGGGUUUUUGUAGAGAAAUAUAAAGAUGUUUGUUUUGUUUUGUUAGGCUAAUUUAAUAAUAAUAAUUAAUUAAUUAAUUCCUUAGGGUUUCCUUAAUAAUUAAGGUUUUUAACCUUGAUUAUUUAUAGCUAUAUAAAAACCCGAAAUCUUAGAAUUGUUUAGAUGAAAAAUUCGACUCUCCAACUAUUUUUAUUUUUUUCUGAAAAUUCACUGUUUCGAAAAAUUUUGAUAUCAUUUUGAUGUUCUAAAAUAUCGAUAAAUUAGGAGUCAGUAUAUUAAUAAAUUUCGAAGAGAGAAAACCUAAUGUUAAUUUUGUUACGCUGAAAAAAUUGAAAAUUAAAAUUUUAAUUCUAAUUUUUCACUGAAAAAAACUCGAGAAAUCCCAAAUUUUCAUCGAAAUAUUUUUUCACUGUUUCAAAAAUUUUUGGACUUCCAGAUUAUUCCCAAUGUUUCUGAAAAAUCUCACUGUUUCAAAAAUCUUUAAUAUAAUUUUUUUGUUUCCGAAAGUUUUGAUUUCACUACGAGUCGAACUCCAAAAAUCAAAUUUUCUUCCAAAAAAAUCUCACUUUUUCAAUGAUUUUUAGUAUAAUUUUUGAUUUAAGUUCAAAUCGAACCUCCAAAAAUCAAUUUUUUCAAAAAUUUUCAAUAAGAAAAUAUUUCGCGCUCUCAAAUUAUUCCCAAUUUUUCUGAAAAAUCUCACUGUUUCAAAAAUUUUUAAUAUAAUUUUUUUGUUCCCGAAAAUUCUGAUUUCAUUAUAAAUGGUACUUCCAAAAAUCACAUUUUUUUCCAAAAAAAAUAUCACUGUUUCAAAAUUUUCUAGUAUAAUUUCGUGUUUUGAAAAAUUUCGAUAAUAAAGUGUUCAGACUUCCAAUUUAUUCCCAAUUUUUUGAAAAAAUAUCACUGUUUCAAAAAUUUUUAGUAUAAUUUUUGAGUUCCGAAACUUUUUGAUCACACCACUUUUUUCAAAGCCUUCAAAAAAUCCCCCAUUUUCCAGCUCACCGAUUCACGUGAAGCAAUUUUCGAAAAAUGUCAAAAAGCACAAAGUGACAAUUUGGGAAAAAUCACCUAUGAUCCAGAAAAUCGAAUUGCUGUGGCGAAUUUGGUGAGAUUUAUUUUCAGCCAAAAAUUUCAGAUUUUUUUUUGAAUUCUCAUUUUUCAGCUUGAUCUACUGUCUGCAAUUUCUCAAAAAUCAAUCGAAGAAAUUCCAUUCGAAAAUUGGACAACGUUGGACUUGAAACAACAUUUAGCGCAAGAAAUUGAUCAAAAAUUGGAGCCAAUUCGACGGAAGUUACGAGAACUUGAAAAUGGCACGAAAAUUGAUGAGAUUUUGAAGGAAAAUGGAGAAAAAGCUAGGAAUUUGGCACAGGAAAAUAUGAAGGAAAUUCGGAAAAUUGUCGGGUUUUUGUAG